CGUUCCGGCUUUUUAUUGUAAACUAAAGCUCGUGUUUGUUCUAGUUUUGACUCUUACUCUCACCCCGACUAUUUUACUCCGUAAUUAGCAAGUCUCUAGCAAGUGAUCGUUUUACAAAAAAUUCAUAAAAUAAUAUUUGCUCCAUUCAUUGACGAGAUAGUUUAUAUAUUUAAUUUAAACUUCUGACGAGUUUGUAAGUACUAAUAUAAUUAAAUAAGCUGCUGAGUAAUGGCGCCAUUUAAAUUGCGAUUCGCAAAAAUGGGCAAGUCCCGCAGCAAAGGAAGUCGAAGUGACAGCAGCGAGUACGAGGAUGUGGCAUCGAGUCUAGAUUUCGGGGGUAUGAGCACUCCUGGGACACCUGGUACAGAGUUCAAUGUAAUUGCGCUGCCCAAAGACCCACAGAGUACGAUGACCAACUCACCCCCACCUUCUUACGAACAUGUAUUGCAAGAGACGCAAUUGAGACGCACGCCAAGUGAAGUUGAUGAGGGCGAGGAAGAGUUCGCUGAAGCUGAAAAUGAUAAUAAUUAUACGGACGAAAGUGUUGUACUGAGCAGCAAGGGCAGAAUGUUGACAUCCGGGGUCAGCAGAGUGAGCGGCGAAAGCGAGGCCAGUUUGGUGGGCAAUCAAAUAAUCGUAAAGGGCCCGGAGAUAUUUCACAAGUCCAGCAAAGAACUUUAUCGCGCUAUUGCGAAGCAGUGUGGCAUCUCUUGCAAAAUGAGCGAUCAAUGCCGCUGUUUAGAUUGUCAGAGUCAUUACUUCGAUUGCGAGUACGAUAAAGAUGAACAAGAAAAGACUGACGGCGGGUUGGGUGCCGGUACUCCGAUGUUCAUCGCCGAAGUAAUGCACGGAACAGCAUGCAUUCUUCUUUAAGUAAUCAAUACAACUAUAAUUAUAAUUAAUUACUGCAUUAAAUAUUUGAAUAUUCGAUCGGAAAAACGACUGAGGGUUCGAGUAUUUUUAUACUCGGCAGAACCAAUGGGAUAAGCAGAUUAAGUUUAUUAAGUGAAAUAUCAGGCUGUAAUAUUUUAGAGGCAUAGAUAUUAUUAUUAAUUAAUUGAUUAAUUAAUAAUUACUAAACAUAUAAAUAUAUAUAUUCUUACCUUAAUUAGCUUAGUUCAUUUAACAUUCGAAUGUUUACUUUCAAGC
Microplitis demolitor is the source of this 1149-nucleotide messenger RNA. RefSeq lists its product as uncharacterized. NCBI's taxonomy places the organism in Eukaryota, Metazoa, Arthropoda, Insecta, Hymenoptera, Braconidae. The coding region runs from base 229 to 873 and encodes 214 amino acids. The transcript has 4 exons. The record is from RefSeq and is a predicted model, not a curated record.